CCUUGUGGGCUUCCUGGUCCUCAGCUCCGCCUAGCCUCGAUCUGGCCGGACAGGGGAAACACUUCUCAGUUGAAGAACAAAAGCAACAACGGACUGGCCGGAGCGGACGAAGUAACGGCACUCACAUUCAGACCCCAAUCUCCCGGACUGGAUCUCCGGGGUCUUCCAGGGCAGGAAUCGGCCCAACACUGAACUCUUCCGACGGGCGACAAACUUGGUCGCGUCGCAUCUUUGUAUUUCGACCGUAAUCCGUCGAGAUACUUGAUAAAUAAGACAAGGGUCAAACAGACAGACGGACGGUAUUGUUUCCCUGCUCUUCCCCCAAACUUCGGCCGUUAAAAGCGGACCGGAAUAAGGGGGUUUUGUGGAUUUCUUUUGUUCCCGUCUGGCUCUCGCGGAUCCCGGGGAUAAAGGCUUGUUUGGACAUUUUCGGUUUCUCUUGUGGUGUCUGCCUUUGUGACGAGGCUUCGCUCAUCUUUUUCAGCACUGAGAACUUGGAAGUGGAACAAAGCCAGACUGGGAAGGGGUGAAAGCUUCUUUGAUAUACCAGAUGGCAACCUACAACGAACACAACGGCAGAGCUGAAAAACACGAGGAUCUGGAGGACUCCAUUAAAAGCAACGAGACGGAACUCGAGCGAACACAUGAAGCUAAGCGAACCCCAAAGGAUUUGCAUCGCUCUACCAACUCUGCUGACAGCAACGCAGGUGGUGUGGCUAGUUUCACCACUAACCACAAUUCAGUCGUGUGCCUGCCUCUGGUUUCAGAGGGACUGAAACUAGUAUGGACACAAUCAGACCAGACCCGUGAACUCGACGGUAUCCCAGAACUGGUUCAAGCCUUUAAUUUAUUCCCGUACCCGUCGUCCCGUGAGGUUAACACCCUGGCCAGGGUUUGUGCCUUGCCUCUAGACAAAGUUAAGGUGUGGUUUAUGGUCCAGAGAAUUAAAUAUGGCAUCAGCUGGUCCUCAGAGGAGAUUGAGGAGACUAGGCGGAAGCUGUCCGUGCCUGACCUUUAUAAUGACUCGCCUGAAAUAUACGAGGACAGGCCAGGAUUAAAGAGCAAGGGCAAAAGCUGUGAUGACGCUAUGAGUGAGGCUAGUGAUGAAGUAGAGGGUUCGUUCUCUAGUUUCAAUAUUCCUAAAAAGAAACCAAAGUGUGAGUCACCGGAUUCCUAUAAACCAGCCAAACCCUCUACUCCGUGUUUCAGUUCCACUCUCCCUCCCCCUCAGGAUUCAUACUAUUACCGCUCACCAGUGGAUAAGCAAGAAAGCACUGCAACCGAUGUGUCCCUUGACCUUUCGGAGUCACCUUCCCAACAGCUCCGUCACAGCCGCUACAAAAAGUCCAAAGUUCAACUCGCUGCCCUUCGCAAGAGCUUCCUGAGGGAGAAUUGGCCUGCGGAGGCUGAGCUUAGACGUCUGCAGGAAGAAACUGGGCUGAGCCGCAACGACAUCCGUAAAUGGUUCAGCGACAGCCGCUACCAGCUUAGGGUUGGCCGAGGAAGCCUGGCAGCAGCCCAGACCUAUUCUCACCACGGUGUUGUUGGCGACAAACCUGAUCCACUAACUCAACCUCUUCCACUUAUCUCUCAAAAGACUCGACAAAACGGCGUCAAGGGCAGUGAAAUGAAGAAUUCACAUUUCUUUCAGACGUUCCUGUCAAACAGCUUGGAAGCAUAUGGUGAAAGAGUUCUUGAAGCAGAAGGGUAUGAUGACGCAGAAGAGCUUUCUGGAGAUGGGGAUAGUUUCAAAGACGAGGAGCAAAGUGACGAACCAUUGCAACUGACCAAGCCCUGCAAGACUGAGCCAGAUGUUUCAAGUGUUGUAAAAUGCUCUCCUGACUCCUCCCCCUCUGACAGCCCAAUACCGACAGUCUCGCCCGUUAAACGACUUCCAAACAGCGUUACCACAUCAAAGAAGUCAAUCCACUCAGCCAAAACCAGCCCCUUGCAAACACAGUCAGGAGCCUCCUCGUCCACAUCGCCUGCCCUCACUUCUGGUGGGCGACCACGGAAGACCAAGCAGCAGCUGGACGUGUUAAAGCAGCAUUUCUUGCGCUGCCAGUGGCCCAAGAGUGAAGAGUACACAGAACUAGUAAAACUUACAGGUUUACCCCGGGCCGACGUCAUUCAGUGGUUUGGAGAUACGCGCUAUGCUGUUAAAAACGGCCAGCUGCGGUGGGUGAAGGGGGUCCGAGAUCAGUUUUUGGCAGAACUUGCCGCCCAGCAAAGCGGCAGUGGUUUAUCAAACGGAUCUGGGGUUGGUCGUAAACGCAGAUCUCAAGCCAAUGGAACAAGCACAGAUUCCCCUGAUAUCCAGCCACUGCUCACUUAUUACAAUUCAACAGGCGCACUACAUGAAAAAGACCUUGACUCUCUUUGCAAGAAAUCCAAAAUGAGCUACCAGCAAGUGCGCGAUUGGUUUGCAGCUCAGGAUGCAGUGGAGCCUGACAAAAAACCUAUUGUCACUGAUUAGGACACUGGAACCAGUCUUGGACAUUAUAAAACCCUGUGCAGCGCUCCACACAUCCUUUCCGUCAGUAUGUACAUUUAACUUGGGUUAAAAUUGCUUUAAUUGUAGCAGGUUUCUAAAAUAUGGUCUUCCCAGAACAAGCCUAGUGUGAGGUUUGUGGUUUUUAUAUAUACUGCAUUUCCUGCUUAUUCUAAUAUAUUUGGACUUGAAUUAUAUUUGUGCUGCCUGUGUUGUUGUAAAUAUGACGGUAACUUUUACACUGGUUUGCUAUAUUUUUGAGAAUAUUAUUUUUCUUUAGAUUAUCAGUACCAUGGAUUUUUUUUUUAGUAUGUUUAUUAUAGCAGAAUAAUUUAAAUGGUUGUACUUUUUUUUUUUUUUGGUACCUGUCUGUAGCAGAUAAGUGACUGCUCUGGAAGAAUAUGUGUUGACUAAUUUAGUUACUGAUCACUGUGUGUAUUCAUUCCCUUACAACCAGUAAUUCGUUGUCAUGAAAAAGCACACUGGACAUGUACACUUUAGACUGACAUCCUGUACUUUGGUUUUAGAGCCUGCUGCCGUUAUGCUGAUUAAAACAGAUUCUUUAAAACAUCUGAAUUUCUAACUAAAUAUUGUCAUUUUUGAUCAUUAACACUGAAAACCCAUGCAUCUUAAAACACCAUGACACAACAAACUGUUAUCUUGACAUUUUACUUAACACAUUCCCUGUUUCUGUCCUUGAAAUCAUUUCACUUCAUCAUAUUCAUUGACUGUACCUUUAACAGUGGUAAGAAGGCAGAAGUCACAUUAGCAUUAUACAGAUGUCAUGAAUGCGAACUUAAAACUUUGCAUUCAUUAAUUCAGUCUGUACUUGUGUUGAAAGGUGUCCAGUUCCACAGUAUCCUCUCCUCACUUUAUCAUAUCAAUCGUGAAUGACCUCUCACGCUUCAGAUCAUAUAGUAGAUACCUGAUGCUGCUAGCAGAAAUGCCACACAGGCCUUUCCAUUUCAGAAGUACUUUGGCUGAGUCAUCUGACCUAAGUCUAGUCUUAUUCCUGCCCAUUUCUCUGCAUCCAACAUGUUGAUGAUGGCUGUAGUCGGGGUCAGCACGUUCAUGAAAACGAUAAAACGUCAUGAAAUUUUAAAAUCAAACUUUUAGAGAUUAAAAAACUCCCAUAUUUUGGAGAAAACUGACAUUUAGAGGUUUAAAUGUGUCUGGUUUUUCCCUAUCCUGAUGCAAAAACUGACUAAAUCAAUUCAAAUCUGAUAUUUUAUCGCUCUUUCUAUUUGAGAAAACCUGAUGAGUCUGUAAUGUAAAAAAAAAAAAGAAUUGAUCUUGUGUUUUCCCUAAGUUUGUGGAGGGUUUCAGUACUGGGAUAACUUAAUCCUGUUGUUUUUUUGGACUAAAACAGUAUAUUUUAGCUUAAUUUUGGAUCUGUAUUACCACAGUCCCAUAGUUUACUAGCUUCAUUGCUUUUCUCAAUAUUUGAUGUGAAAAUAAUUAACAUUUAGAUAGUGACGAAGUUCACCAUUUAGAUUUAAUACUGUAAUUUAGCUCUAAUUAUGUUACACUCAUGGUAAUUUAGUUAUUGGUUCUUGAAAAGUCAGGGAAAUUUUUUGAAAUUUUGUUUGUGUAAAUGCGUGGGAAUCCUGCAUGGAUACAGUGCAUCAAAUCCAAUAUUUCACUGACGCGAGUAGACAUUAAAUUAAGCUACUUGAUAAGAUAUAAAUAGAAGGAGGAAAUCCGUCUGUCCUCAGCUCGAGAAAAUAAAAGAAAAUGAAUUAACACAUUGGAGUUUGUAUUUAUCUCUUCUCAAGUAUGUAUAUGUUGAGUUUUAAAGUUAGAAUUCAUGACUGAUUGUGAAUGAAAGAACAGACAUUUCAGAUCCAGGUACGGAGUGCAUGUAGUUCAUUUAUUCCAUGUUAUGUAAGAGGAAAAAGGUCCUCCCUCCACACUUCUGCUGACGUACAGGAAGGAAUAAGUUCAUGAAAAUGUCUGGACAAAGGUUGGAUGACCAGCAUGUUGACAAAACAGUGGGUAGUGCUACAUUUUUCAUUCUAUUAGUCAUUAGAAACAUUAAGUGUAGCGCUGUGCUCCUCUUUUCCUGAUGUUUUUUUUUUUUUUUUUUUUAAUCUUUUUUCCCGUUGCAGUUUUUUUUUUCUCGUUUGCACAACUGUCACUGGAAACCAGUAAAAGAUUUGCUUUUGUAA
This is a messenger RNA of Sphaeramia orbicularis (orbiculate cardinalfish), 4659 nucleotides long. RefSeq names its product homeobox and leucine zipper encoding a (gene homeza). Gene Ontology annotation, cellular component: nucleus. Gene Ontology annotation, molecular function: DNA binding; DNA-binding transcription factor activity, RNA polymerase II-specific. The transcript is spliced from 3 exons. Gene Ontology annotation, biological process: regulation of transcription by RNA polymerase II. Bases 551 to 2476 code for a protein of 641 amino acids. The record is from RefSeq and is a predicted model, not a curated record. NCBI's taxonomy places the organism in Eukaryota, Metazoa, Chordata, Actinopteri, Kurtiformes, Apogonidae.